AUGACAGAGACAACAGAGACAACAGAGACGCGUCAGUCUUUGAGACUGGCUGUUGAGGGUUGUGGACAUGGAAAGUUACAUGAUAUCUACGCUGCUGUUAAAGGGUCAGCAGAAUCGCGAGGCUGGGAUGGAGUUGACUUGUUGAUCAUUGGAGGCGAUUUUCAAGCCGUGAGAAAUUCCAAUGAUCUCUCUUGCAUGGCGGUCUCAACUAAGUAUAGGGCCAUUGGGGAUUUUCAUGAGUACUACAGCGGUGCCCGCGUUGCACCGUACCUGACUGUGUUUGUGGGCGGCAACCACGAAGCCAGCAGCCAUAUGUUCGAGCUCCAUUACGGCGGUUGGGUUGCUCCAAACAUAUAUUACCUGGGUGCGGCCAACGUGAUUCGUUAUGGGCCAUUUCGAAUCGCCGGAAUGUCCGGUAUUUGGAAAGGAUAUGACUACCAUAGACCUCACUACGAAAGGAUCCCUUACGAUGGUGAUACCCUACGAUCCGCCUACCAUGUUAGGGAGGUCGAUGUUCGCAAAUUACUCCAGAUCCGUACUCAAGUUGACAUUGGAGUUAGCCACGAUUGGCCUCAGGGUAUUGAAUGGGCUGGGGACUACAAUCGUCUGUUCAACAGCAAAUCGCACUUUAUCGAGGACGCAGAAUCGGGGAGGUUAGGCAAUGUUGCUGCAAAACAAGUCCUUGAUAGACUCCGGCCCAGUAACUGGUUCUCUGCUCAUUUACACUGCAAAUACACCGCCACGGUGCACCAUGAGGGGUACGAACCUCCACAAUCAGUACCUCAAUUCAAUAACCCCAGUGAAAAUUACCCCAAACCAACUAGCGGCGGGUACAAACAGACUGGUGACACCGAAAUUGAAAAGGCCUAUAAUUCGGGUCAUCCCAAAGGAGCCUCUGGACCCAACGCGGCUCAGACACAACAACUCCCAAGUGAUGAUGGCGCGAAGAAGAACGCGUGGCGUGAUUUUCACAAUGUUGCAGCUCUGACAGAACAGGAAGAACAGGAUUUGUUCAUGAAAGAAGUGGAGAAGUAUCAUAAAAAAGUUGAGGUUGGCAGCAUUAACCCCGGAAGCGACGUUACAUAUCAACUGAAAUGGAAAAAAGUAGGCGUCGAUGAUGGUACGGGUCGUGAAGUUCAAGACGUUAUCACGACUUCGGUUGACACUGCUGUCGACAAGGCCAUCGAGGAGCCCACAGUUCACGUGAAAAAUGAUGAUGAAAUUAACUUGGACAUGGAGGACGAAUCAGAGACCGAGAGUCCAAAUGCUAGCACGAUUCGCGUCGAGCUGAACAAACAGCCUACAUCAGUGAAGAAUGCAGAUGAAAUGAAUACUGAUGUAAAGGAUGCAGAUAAAGCUCCCGAGGGUUCGGAGGCUGCACCAAACGAGUUGCAUACAGGAAAUGUUGAGAAUCAAGAAGAGAAAAAGAAGGAAGAUAAAUAUCUCGAUUCCGUGCCCCAGGAUAUACGCAACCAAUUACCUGCCAGUUUUGCUAAAGCUCCAACUGUCCCAGCUAUUCCAAGGGCCAAACCAAUCGUGGAAUCCAUACUUCCCCCUGGAAUCACAAACACUACUACCGAGUUUGUGGCACUGGAUAAGUGCGAAGGCCGACGCCACUUCUUACAUCUUACGGAACUCCAAUCGAUUUCAGAGAGUGAUGAAGCAGACACCCAGGUUCCUUAUCAGUUGAAAUAUGACAAAGAAUGGCUUGCUAUCACCCGUGCCUUGCAUCCAGGUUUUACUGUUGGCGAUAGAUCUGCCCCUGUGCCCUCAAACAAGGGUGACGGCGGUUAUAAGCCUGAAAUUACGGCUGCGGCCGAGUGGGUUGAGGAAAAUAUUGUCAAAGCUGGAAAGAUGGCUAUUCCACAUAAUUUUACAAUCACUGCUCCAGUUUACGACCCGUCUGUGCCUAUCCAUACCAAUGAACAGCCUCCGGAAUACCCUAACCCACAGACCGCAGAGUUUUGCAAGCUGCGCAGAUGGAAGAUUUGCGUAAGGCGAACGAAAAAGCUAACCAGCAAGGAGGCAUAUUCCAACUUGGGGGUCGACGUGGUGGACGGGGAGGGCGAGGAGGGCGAGGAGGUAGGGGCCGUGGACGUGGCGGCCGUGGAGGACGUGGUAGAGGUCGUUACUGAGGUAGAUGCUGCUAAGACAUGA
Molecule: messenger RNA, 2157 nt
Organism: Arthroderma uncinatum
Lineage: Eukaryota; Fungi; Ascomycota; Eurotiomycetes; Onygenales; Arthrodermataceae
Exons: 4
Coding region: 1-2157 (718 amino acids)
Biological process (GO): mRNA splicing, via spliceosome
Cellular component (GO): nucleus
Molecular function (GO): RNA lariat debranching enzyme activity
Source: RefSeq, a predicted model, not a curated record